AAGAGGAGGGGAGAGCAUGAGAGAGGGAGGGGAAUGGAGGAGGAGGAGGUGGGAAGACUGGAGGAAAACAUUUUCCCUCGUUUCUCCUCGUAGUCGGGAGAUUCUCUCGUGUUUGUUCCCCCCAAAAAAAGAAAAGCCGCAGACGGACGCGCACCGGACGAAGCCAGGACGCACGAUGCCUCGACCUCUUCUACUUGGUGUUUUCCAGUCAGAAAUAAAAAGGGUUUAAAGAGCCGUACGAUGGGAAACGAUGACCUCACAGAGCGCCUUACGGAAAAUCCACUAAUGACAGUUGGCAGGAGUUCUCACCUCACCCGUAAUGACAUUUAAACUAUCAGUAUGAUGGGCAGAUAGCAGAGGGAGGACGAGGAAAAGAAGAUGUCGUUCUUCGGCCUGGACUGUUUCAGGAAGGAAGAGAGAGAGCUGGAGAGGAAACUCCGAGCCAAUGACCGAGAAUACAACCUGUCCUUUAGAUAUGCGACGAACGCCAUCAAGACGUCCAAGUACAACCUGUUCACCUUCCUACCUCUCAACCUGUUCGAGCAGUUCCAGAGGAUCGCUAACGCCUACUUCCUCUUCCUGCUGGUGCUCCAGGUGAUUCCUCAGAUCUCCUCUCUGUCCUGGUUCACCACCGUCGUGCCUCUGGUCCUCGUGUUAUCGGUCACCGCUGCCAAGGAUGCGACUGACGAUAUCAAUCGCCACCGGAGCGACAAUCAAGUGAACAACCGGAAAGUUCAAGUCCUCAUUGAUAGAAAGUUACGAAGUGAGAAAUGGAUGGACGUCCAGGUAGGAGACAUCAUCAAGCUGGAAAACAACCAGUUUGUCACUGCCGACCUCUUGUUGCUCUCCAGCAGCGAACCACUAAACCUGGUGUACAUCGAGACGGCAGAACUGGACGGAGAGACCAAUCUGAAGGUGAGACAGGCUCUUCCGGUAACAGGAGACCUCGGAGAUGAUAUUGAGAAACUGGCAGACUUUAACGGUGAGGUACUAUGUGAACCUCCCAACAACCGUCUCGACCGCUUCACGGGAACGCUGGCCUUCUCCGGUCAGAAAUAUCCGCUGGACAACGAGAAGAUCCUGCUGCGAGGCUGCACGCUGAGGAACACCGAGUGGUGCUUCGGACUGGUGCUGUUCGGAGGUCCAGAGACAAAACUGAUGCAAAACUGUGGGAAGAGCACGUUCAAGCGGACGAGUAUCGACCGUCUGAUGAACGUUCUGGUCCUCUGUAUCUUUGGUUUCCUGGCCUGCAUGUGCAUCAUCCUGGCGAUAGGAAACUACUUCUGGGAGCUGAACAAGGGCUCCCAGUUCACCGUCUUCCUGCCGAGGCUGGACGGAAACAGCGCUGCUUUCUCCGCUUUUCUCACAUUCUGGUCCUACGUCAUCAUCCUCAACACUGUGGUGCCCAUCUCUCUCUAUGUCAGUGUGGAGAUCAUUCGGCUGGGUAACAGCUUCUACAUCGACUGGGACAGAAAGAUGUAUUUUGCUCGUAACGACACCCCGGCCGAGGCUCGGACCACGACGCUGAACGAGGAGCUUGGACAGAUCAAAUACGUCUUCAGCGACAAAACUGGAACCCUCACCCAGAACAUCAUGACCUUCAACAAGUGCUCCAUCAACGGCAAGACCUACGGAGAUGUGUUCGACUACACGGGCCAAAGACUAGAAAUUACUGAGCACACAGAAACGGUGGACUUCUCCUUCAACCCGCUGGCCGACCCUCGCUUCAUGUUCCACGAUCACGCCCUGGUGGAGGCGGUGAAGCUGGAGAACCCGGAGGUCCACGCUUUCUUCAGGCUGCUGGCGCUCUGCCACACCGUCAUGGCCGAGGAGAAGAAGGAAGGUGAACUUUUCUAUCAGGCCCAGUCUCCAGACGAAGGAGCUCUGGUCACAGCAGCCAGAAACUUCGGCUUCGUCUUCCGCUCUCGAACACCGGACAGCAUCUCCAUCGUGGAAAUGGAAAAACAGCGCAGCUACGAACUGCUGGCCAUCCUGGACUUCAACAACGUCCGCAAGAGGAUGUCCGUCAUCGUGCGGACUCCAGAGGGGAAACUGUCUCUCUACUGUAAAGGUGCAGAUACGAUCAUCUACGAGAGGCUGCAUCAGUCCUGCAGCAAACUGAUGGACGUCACCACAGAACACCUCAAUGAAUUUGCAGGGGAGGGUCUGCGGACUCUGGCGUUGGCCUACAAGGACCUGGACGAGGAAUACUUUGAGCAGUGGAAACAGCGCCACCAUGAGGCCAGCACCGCUCUGGACGACAGGGGGGGCAAACUGGACCAGCUGUACGAGGAGAUAGAGAAGGAUCUGCUGCUGCUCGGAGCCACGGCCAUAGAGGACAAGUUGCAGGACGGAGUUCCUCAGACUAUCGAGCAGCUGUCCAAAGCCGACAUCAAAAUCUGGGUUCUGACCGGCGACAAGCAAGAAACCGCAGAAAACAUCGGAUAUUCCUGCAACUUACUCCGGGAAGAGAUGAAUGAAGUCUUCAUCGUCUCUGGAAACUCACACGAGGACGUCAAACAGGAGCUGAGAAAUGCACGGACCUCCAUGAAACCAGACGCAGCAGAGAAUUCAGUGUUUCUGCCAGAAAGCGUUUCGGGUAAAAGUGUGAAAGUGAUCGCAGACGAGGUGGUUAAUGGAGAAUACGGUCUGGUUAUCAACGGACACAGUCUGGCGUACGCUCUGGAGCGCAGCAUGGAGCUGGAGUUCCUGAAGACGGCCUGCAUGUGUAAAGCGGUGAUCUGCUGCAGGGUGACGCCUCUGCAGAAAGCUCAGGUGGUGGAGCUGGUGAAGAAGUACAAGCAGGCCGUCACUCUGGCCAUCGGAGACGGAGCCAACGACGUCAGCAUGAUCAAAGCGGCUCAUAUCGGCGUUGGGAUCUCCGGCCAGGAGGGGAUGCAGGCCGUCUUAUCCAGCGACUACUCCUUCGCCCAGUUCCGUUUCCUGCAGCGCCUCCUGCUGGUUCACGGCCGCUGGUCCUACCUGCGCAUGUGCAAGUUCCUGCGUUAUUUCUUCUACAAGAACUUCACCUUCACCUUCGUCCACUUCUGGUAUGCCUUCUUCUGCGGCUUCUCUGCUCAGACGGUGUACGAUGAGUGGUUCAUCACGCUCUACAAUCUGGUGUAUACAGCUCUACCUGUGCUGGGGAUGAGUCUGUUUGAGCAGGACGUGAACGACGUGUGGAGCUUCCAGCACCCUCAGCUCUACGUUCCCGGUCAGCUCAACCUGUACUUCAGUAAAAAGGCCUUCUUUAAGUGCGCCCUCCACAGCUGCUACAGCUCCCUGGUGCUCUUCUUCAUCCCCUACGCCGCCAUGCAGGACACGGUGAGGGACGACGGGAAGGACGUGGCUGACUACCAGUCCUUCGCCCUGCUCACCCAGACGUGUCUGCUGUUCGCCGUCACCAUCCAGCUGGGCUUUGAGAUGUCGUACUGGACGGCGGUCAACACCUUCUUUGUUCUGGGCAGUCUGGCCAUGUACUUCGCCGUCACGUUCACCAUGUACAGUAACGGGAUGUUCCUCAUGCUGCCCUCAGCCUUCCCCUUCAUAGGAACGGCCCGAAACUCUCUGAACCAGCCCAACGUCUGGCUGACCAUCUUCCUCACCUCCAUCCUGUGUGUCCUUCCUGUGGUCACCUACAGAUUCCUGUUGAUUCAGCUCUGCCCCACCAUCAACGACAAGGUGAUGUUCAAGGUGCGACAGGCCAAAGCUUCACCUCCUCCUCCUCCUCGACGGACUCGUAUCCGCCGCACCAGCUCCAGACGUUCGGGCUAUGCCUUCUCCCACGCUCAGGGCUACGGCGACCUGGUGACGUCAGGUCGGUUCCUACGGCGACCGGCCAUAUCACGAUCUUCAGGCUUCACCCACGCGGGUCGAACCACCACAGGCUUCAGUCCGAUGGGACGAUCGGCCGGCUACAGCCCGACAGGACGCCCUCAGAACGCCAAAGUCCCGGACGUGGAGGUGAUGUCACUGCAGAUGUACAGGACUAUCACAGAUGCUGCUCUCUGACAGGCAGCAGACUGAAUCUAUGUUUGGAGGAAAUCUGGGAGGAACAAGAACAUGCACACUGGACAGCUGCAUGGUGGAGUUAUUGAAGCGCCCAUCUGACAACUUGUUCGGGCUUUCCAGACAACUUUCCAUGAACCAUGUCUCAUCUGUCCAAUACAAGGUUUGGAAACUUUUGCUCCACAUUCUGACAACCGAAGGGAACUAAAGCAAAAAGCUGCUUCUGAUGAGUGGCUGUCUUUGGAUCAUGAAUGUUAAUGUGAAGCAUGCCUCGUGCAGAGCAGCAGGUGAGAGGAUGAAGUCUUCAGGAACAGAAACAGGUGAUUCCUGUUCAGUAGGAACCACAGAAGAGGAACAGAAGUGUCAUCGUGUUUACAGGCGACCCACACUUUGUGAACGCUAGGAGUCCAGAUGCACAGCUGGGCUUUGUGCAGAGGAAACAACCAGCAAAGCCAUGUUGCAGGAAAUCUUUUAAUUUUGUACCUAUGCAAGUCUUUUUUAAGCGUUUUAUUUUCCUAUCUUGAAAACUGUACAAGCAGUCAGCACUUUGGCAGCAUCACAGGACAGUGGGAAAGUUUAAAAUCUAGAAAAUGUGGCUCACACUACUCUUCUUCACAGCAGCAUUGAUGAAAGAAAUUUAUUAUCAAUCAUUAAAUUAUUUGUUGGCUGGUUGAAAUAGGUAUUAAGGGGAAAAAACUGUCAAAAUUCAAUUAAUAUAUUCUCGUUUGUUUCCUCUUUUAUGACAGUAAACUGAAUAUUUUUGGGUUGUGGACAAAACAAGGACAUCUGAAGACGUUAUUUUGAGCUUUGGGAAACACUGAUUGACAUUUUACAGAGCAAACAACUAAUUAAUUAAUCAAAAAAGCAAUCGAUAAAUUAAGUAAAAAUAUUGAUUAGUAGCAGUCCUGUUCUUCACAGUGCCUUAGUAGUGGAGAAGAAAAAUGCUUUUGCCACAGGAUUCAAGAUUGUUCAGCUUUUGAAAGAUAUUUGGACUUUUGUUGCUGUAGUUUAGAGAAUUUUAUGAAACUUUAAUGAAUUUGGAAGAAAUAAACAAAUCUUGUUUUCGAUUUAUUUAAAUGAUAAUCAUUGAUGCCACUGUGCAAUGAAACAUACCAUAUACUUUAAGGGUUUAUGGUUCUAGUAUAUUGUUGUUGCUUUGAACCCCUUUUUUGUGGAUGUAAAUCUUUCUCUGAUAUAAAUUGUUCAUUAUUAAAUAGCUUCUUGAUCCCAGUGUGCAGCUUUGGAAGAUAAAUUGCAAGAUAAAUCUGAGGAGCUCACACAAUGAAAACACAUUUUCCUCCUAGAAGUUUCUUUUUGUUGCAAUGAAAUGCUGAAUAGUUUUUCUUCUCCAAGCUUCCAAAAGCUGACCAAAUAUCACAGUUAGAGAUGGAAUCAAACUAGUCCCAACUAAGACACUCGUGCACCAAGUAAAAAAGAAGCUGCAAGUGGUUUCUUUGUUUUAGGAGACCCAAAAUACUUCAGUGACCCCCCAAAAAACUAAAAUAUGACCAACUUUUUAAGCUAUUUGGCAUAAAAUUUGUCUUUAGAAAAGCCACCGCGGUUUAUGUGGAUGCUCUGUAAUCUUGUGAGGAGUCAAAUUGUCAAACCGAGGAGGAUAAUUCAAAUGUGGACAGAUCAUUUUAAGAGCAGAUGAUUAACCUUAUCCAUCAUUCCAAUGAUGUUCAGGGUGUCCCUACAGCCUAGACACAUAGGCAAAAAUACAUAUUUUCAGGAAAUUACAUUUUUAACAACAAUUUAUUCAAUUUUUUUUUUUUUAAUAUAUUGAAUUUAAUAUAUAUGGUAAUUAAUCAAAUAUGUAUUUAAUAUAAUAGCCAUAUUUAAUGUGUGGAGGCAAAAAAAUCUAGUUAAUGAGAUUUCCUAUGUCCAGACUUUAGGGACACCCUGUGUAACCAACAGGACUGUGGGAGGACACCCAGAAAGGGAUUUUUCACAACCUGGCAACCCAUACAUUUUGCUUUCCAGUGGCUUAUUCUAAAUCUCUCUCUUUAUUGUCCAUUAAAAAACCCCAUUAGUUCCAACAAAUAAACCAAUUAACUAACUAAUUGUCCUUUGCAUAGCAGCCUUAUAGGAAAAUGAAGUUUCUUUUCAAAGGGAGUAGCCAAAAGUGGAUGUAUCCAGGCUGCAAAAUACAGACUAUAUGAUAUUUAUUCCAUGCAUUUUUAUUUUUCUAUCUCGUCAUUGACAUGAAUCGUGUGUAAAAUUAGGCUUUUAUUGAUAAAUGAUUCAUGCAUGAAGACGAUUAAUCACUAAAUCACUUUAAUUAAGCUGCAUACAUGCUGUUGUUGCCAUUACCAGUGAAGUGUGGAGGUGCAACAUCAUAAAUUCCACCCACUUCAACUCAAAAGAUAAGAAAAAUAACUAAUUUUCUUUAUGUCAGCUAAGAAGUGCAACCCUUCAUGGUGCUGAAAGUCAGACAACAGCGACUACUUCUUUCAUUUCUGACAACAAAACAUCCAUUUUUAAAGGAGUUUUGCUCAAUACUGGCACCAGAAUGUGUCUUAAAUACAGGUUCAGUGAGCAGAUUUUGCUUCCCUGCAAAUGUUUGAUUUUGCCUGCAGCAGAUAUUAAACUAGCAAAGAGGAAAAAUGCACAUUUCCACCUCAUUGAGACUUCUGCUGCGAGUCGUUUGCUUUGGGAAAAUCAACCACAUCUACCUGUGUUUGGGAGGUCCAUCAUACUGAACACACACUGCAGAGCUAACAGGCUGGUUGGUUAAUACAUUCAACCACACGUUUGGAUUCACAUUUGUGUCCUUGAACGUCUAUUUGAUCUUCUUCAGUGCACAACAGGGCCUUAAAAGCACCACUUAGAGCAUUCCUGUAGACAUUUAGUGAUGCAAAUCUUAAUCAUGUUACCUCAUUUCAACAUGUGGUGCAUAAUUUUGUGCUUUGUAAUGAUUUAAAACCCCAUGCAUUUGCUUUUAGCUCGCUGCUGUACCGUAUAUUCGACAAUCAGCUUGGUGGUUCUCAUGAAUCGUUUCAGUGGAUCUUUAACUCCACGUCUUUCACUUUCUAAAGAAAGAAAACACAGAUGAUGCCUUAAUGAUUUAUAUGAAAACUAGAAAUAUAACGAGAACAAUGAUGUUAAAAAAUGACGUUUUCUACAGCUCAGUUGACGAAAGCAAACUUUUUUGUUAAAAAUAUUGCCAAGUGGAAUUUCAAAUGUCAUGUUAUGUUCACAUGACUGCUGUAGCUUCAAAAAAUAAAAACUCCCAAGUGGCUUUAUAAUUGUACAGUGAUGAUAUUUAAGAUGACAUUUUUACUUUUCCAUGCCUCGGAUUGGCAACUGAUCAGUUUCCAUCUACUGUUUGCUUUAAAUUGCUUAAAAUGACUGAAAACUUGUUGAAUUAAGCGUGUAUUUGUAGCUGAACAUCUGAUUGUUGCCCAGAAUUGAAUGUAUUGACUCUGACCUGGUGGUGAACCAAAGAGUUUCUUUUUAGGAUUUGUAAAUUGUUGCUCACCAGACAGAAUUUGAUGCUGGAAGUCAGUGUGGUGAAGCUGGUUUAUACCACUGACUUGAUUAUUUACUGUAAAAAAUUUCUUUAUGGAAAAUUUAUGUGUGCAGAAGAAACAUUUACUGCAUGUUUCUGUAACUGGACUCUGCCCCAAGUGUUCUGUUUUUUUACAAUCAAGCUCAAAGCCAAGUAUUUGCAAGAAGGAACAAUCUUAUGUUGAAAAUUUGGUGAAAUAAGCCUUUAAAUAUCAAUUAACAGAGCUUCGUCUGCAGUAUUAAUGCAAAAUAAAUGAAUCAAGAGUGACCACUACACAGUACAUUAAUGUACUGAGGGUCUUUAGCCAGUUUUUCUUUGGUACAUUAAAAAAUAAAUUGCAGCAAUAAAUAUAAAUUUCCAUAUUUAUCUUUAUAUUACAUCUUUGCAUCUCUUGCCUUGAAGACUGAAACUGCUACAGAAUUUUGAACUGUUUCUCAGAUGUGACAAAAAAAAAUCGAGUGAUUUGUAGCACUGCUCUUCUGAUUAUCUUUUUGUAUCAUUUUGUACCAUAAAAAAGUUUUUACUGCAAUAAAAUAAGGUCUAAAAGAUCAA
This is a messenger RNA of Amphiprion ocellaris (clown anemonefish), 8071 nucleotides long. Its product is annotated as phospholipid-transporting ATPase ID-like. Gene Ontology annotation, biological process: Golgi organization; phospholipid translocation. Gene Ontology annotation, cellular component: plasma membrane. Lineage: Eukaryota; Metazoa; Chordata; Actinopteri; Pomacentridae. The record is from RefSeq and is a predicted model, not a curated record. The transcript has 29 exons. The coding region runs from base 379 to 4011 and encodes 1210 amino acids. Gene Ontology annotation, molecular function: ATP hydrolysis activity; magnesium ion binding; ATP binding.